This is a messenger RNA of Scedosporium apiospermum, 1398 nucleotides long. RefSeq lists its product as uncharacterized. The record is from RefSeq and is a predicted model, not a curated record. NCBI's taxonomy places the organism in Eukaryota, Fungi, Ascomycota, Sordariomycetes, Microascales, Microascaceae. Bases 1 to 1398 code for a protein of 465 amino acids. Gene Ontology annotation, biological process: transmembrane transport. Gene Ontology annotation, molecular function: transmembrane transporter activity. The transcript has 6 exons. Gene Ontology annotation, cellular component: membrane.
AUGAGUGGUAAACGAAACUGCAUGUUCCUCUCCAGGUUUGCCAAGCCAUCUGCAGGCCGUGCAAACCUUCCUGUCACCUUCGUCUUACUGGACCGAAUGGUGGUGACGAGAACUGCCGACACGGUUUCGGACCAAAUUCAGAACGUCUUGACUUGGCGAAACGGAAAUCCGGCCUUUACUGCUCACGGUAUCGGAAUUUCCACGAUGGCGGUGGACGUAGAACACCGUCCAAAGAUCGAGUACGACCAGAAGGAGUCGAGCGGCGACGAAGACUUCGAAGAGGAUCUGGAACUUGAGAAGCGAUUGAAUCGAAAAUUUGACCUCCACAUCGUGCCUUGGCUCUUUGGAAUCUGGUUAUUCUCUUUCAUCGAUCGGAGCAACAUCGGCAACGCCAAAAUCGACGGUCUGACAACUGACCUCGGUAUGGAUACUGGAACACAAUUCAAUGUGGCACUGCUCGUCUUUUAUGUCCCUUACAUCCUAGUGGAUGUCCCAAGCAAUUGGAUCAUCAAGAAAGUCAGGGCAGGUAUCUACUUGCCAGUUCUCAUUACCUGCUGGGGUCUUAUAUGCACAUUCAUGGGUUUCACCAAGUCGUUUGGCGGGCUAGUGGCUGCUCGCGUGCUUCUCGGCCUCUUCGAGGGCGGUAUUCUCGGGGGAGUCAUUGUGUACUUGGCCAUGUUUUAUCGGCGACACCAAAUGAUGCUACGCUGCGGACUUUUCUACUGCGCAGCACCGCUGUCUGGCGCUUUCGGUGGUCUCCUCGCCUCAGGUCUAGGGCAGAUCAAGCACGGAGGUUAUAACAAAUGGCCAUGGAUCUUUUUUAUCGAGGGUGCUAUUACCGUCGUAUUCGGCAUCGUGUGCUUCUUCUUCAUGCCCAACACUCCGGCGGACUCAAAAUUCCUCACCCCCGAAGAGCGCCAAUACGUCCUGCGAUACAUGCGAUUAGAUGCCAGCGGAGCGACUUCGACCGAUGUCCACGAAGAGCGAUUUAGCUGGUACUGGGUGAAAAUGUCUCUCCUUGCGCCCCAGACGUACUUUUGUGCUAUCAUCUGGUUCUUCCUCCUCGUGCCACUUUACAGCUUCUCGUUGUUUUUGCCCUCGAUUAUCCGCGGGAUGGGCUACAAGUCGACGAUAGCACAGCUCUUCACAGUACCACCAAACAUCGCGGCGUUCAUCACCGUCAUAGCAACAACGUACUAUUCCGACAAGGUCAAGCUCAGGGGACCAUUCAUCCUCGGUGGCACUAUACUCGGGGCCGCGGGUUACGUCAUGCUGCUAGCGUCCAAUAGUAACCCCGUCAAAUACGCUGGCACAUUCUUUAUUGGCAUUGGCGUCUUCCAGUGCUCUCCGAUUCUCAUGGUAUGGUCGAUUUCGCGAGAUGUGACGUCAUUAUCUUAG